Molecule: messenger RNA, 3095 nt
Organism: Salvia miltiorrhiza (redroot sage)
Lineage: Eukaryota; Viridiplantae; Streptophyta; Magnoliopsida; Lamiales; Lamiaceae
Product: putative inactive disease susceptibility protein LOV1
Exons: 5
Coding region: 453-2945 (830 amino acids)
Biological process (GO): defense response to other organism
Molecular function (GO): ADP binding; protein binding
Source: RefSeq, a predicted model, not a curated record
UUAACUUUGUGAAUUUGUAGUUUAUAACCCCCCUCCCAACUUUGUUUAAUUUGGCUAGUCAAAUCACUCUUAGCUGCCCAGAAACAAGGAGAGAGGGAGCAAAGAUAAGAAGAAAUUUCACAAAAAGGUAAUUUUCCUUCUUCCUAGAUCUGAAUAAUAUGAAAACUCAGCAUAACUAUGCGGAUCACACCAUAAUUGUAAUUAACUUUGUGAAUUUGUAGUUUAUAAGCCCUUCCAACUCUGUUUUGGCUUCUCAAAUCACUCUUAGUUGGCCAGAAACAAGGAGAGAGGGAGCAAAGAUAAGAAGAAAUUUCACAAAUUAAAAGAAUACAUCGAAGAUCAAGACGAGCUAAUUUGAUGAGAAGAAGGGAGGAUUGAAUCAAAAAGUCGUUCAAGACGAGCAAAGAUAAGAAGAGAAAUCACAAAAGGGGCAGUUUGGUGGAAGCAGAAACAUGUCGAAGGCUCUCCUCUUAUCGAUGAUACAGAAGCUCGACACUGCAGAAAUAGCCGAGAACAAAAAAGAGAGAAGGGAAAGGUUAAUUAAAGAGAUGAGAAAGAUUGUGGAUAUUGUGAGGGAUAAGCAAUUGAAAGAGGGGAGAAGCCUCAAUUUUUUGGUAUGUGACCUUGUCGAUGUGGCUGACCAUGCCAUCGACCUUUUCACACAAAAAAUGACCUUUCGUGGGGCCUUUGCAUCCAUCGGUAGUUGGAUGGGAGAGAUCAAAAAACAGAUGCUUAAAAUGGGAGACGAUGAUGAGUUCAACAUGAGAUCAUUAGAAAAUGUUGAUGAUGAUGAAGAUGACAAAUAUGUGGUGGGCCUGGACAAAGAUUUGGAAAUGUUGCUUAGCAAAAGGAUUAUUGGUGGGAAACAAUACCUGUCGACAGUUCUUAUCAAAGGGAUGAGUGGUAUUGGAAAGACAACUCUUGCGAGAGAAAUAUACAACCAUGCAUCCGUCAGUCAUCACUUCGACACCCGUGCAUGGGUUUCUAGUUCUACUUACUUCACUAUGAAAGAGCUACUUAUCAAACUCAUACAACAGCUAGAAGAUCCUCAGAAUCUCCAUACAUCUUCUUUAUUGGAGGAAAUGGACAACCGAAGCCUCCGAUAUAUGCUUCACCAACACCUGCAAGGAAAGCGAUAUUUGAUAGUUCUCGACGAUUUGCCCAAACAAAUGUGCUUCAAGUCUUUCAGGGAAGCUCUUCCAGAAGAAGACAAUGGAAGUAGAUUGCUGCUCACAAGUCACACGACACAUGUCGACAUACAUGUAUAUCCUGAAGAGGUUUAUAAGAUGAAUACUUUGGAUCCUAAGAAGAGUUGGCAAUUGUUUCUGAAAACAAUAAACCAUGGCAAUAAAUUAAUUGGUGAGCACAAAUUCCCAAUGAAGUUGGAGCAUAUGGGAAAACAAAUGUUGAGAAAAUGCGGCGGUCUGCCAUUAGCUAUAAAAGAGGUGGGAAAGCAGUUAGUAGAAAAGAAAAUCUCAGGGGAGAGCGAAUGGGAACAACUUCUUGAAUCUGUUGAUUUUGGUUCAACAUUGAAAUUAUUGGAACCAUUUUAUCAUCAACUAGAUCCCGAAGUGCAGCCAUGUUUCUUGUGUAUGGCCUUCUUUAAGGAAAAUACAACUUUGAGGCAUGAAAAGUUGAUAAAGAUUUGGGUUACAGGAGGAGUAGUACAGGCUUCAGAAUAUGAAUGUGGACGAUAUUUAGAGAAUUUAGUCAAUGAAUCUGUUAUUGAUGUCAAUGACAAGGGCACCAAGUAUCGCAUGAAUGUUGUGCUACACAUGCUAUCCGUCCAAAAAGCAGAGGAGGAAUUCAGUUUAGAGAUCCUAAGGAACAAUGGAAAUAAUCGACCCUCUGAGAGUCCACGUCAUCAUCGUGUUAUCAUUUGUAGCAGAGACAAGUUCAACUACUCCACGGAUCAAGAUAAGCAUCUUGUUUCUCUCUUCUUCCAUGGAGGUGGCUACUUGGACACUAGUCCAUCUUAUUGGAAGAGCUUUGAACAACUUAAGAUACUUGACUUGGAAGAUUUUGGGUUGAAGUUUUUACCGGAAAGUAUCUGCACAUUGAUGGAACUAAGAUACUUGGGAUUGAGAAACAAUUACAUAAAAGAGCUCCCAGACUCGUUGGGGUGCUUGGAAAAGCUUGAGGUUCUUGACAUAGCCCAAAACUUUAUGGUGGAGGUGCCAAAUAUUAUAUGGGAAUUGUGUAGCCUUCGCCACCUCUAUUUGUCUGAUGUGAUUUGCCGAAAUUUUGAGAUAGACGCGGUAUGGAAUCUGGUGACCUUAACCUACGUCUCGAUCGAUGAUUUGACAUGUGCGCUCUCGGGCUUACGCCUGCAUUUUCGGUUUAAGAAAUUGGGCAUAAAAGAAUUGGAUGGAAACUCAGAUGUAAGCAAGCUCUUUGUGUCAUUGGCUGAGUUGAAGAAACUUGAUCAUCUAAUCUUAAGAGGGUAUCGUUUCAGAUGCAUGCCUUGUUUGGAUGAGCUUGGUAUUCUAGAAAGUGUUCGUACACUCAAAUUGGAUGGACUCCUUGCCAGGCUUCCAAGGACUUUCCCUCCAAAACUUGGAUCAUUGACGUUGGUUAAUAGCUGUCUUGAUGAAGACCCCAUGCCAUUACUAGGGGAGCUACGCUGGCUAAAAUACCUCAAAUUGCGGAAUGCAUACACUGGUCAACAAAUGGUGAUUUUGGAUGACAGUUUUCCCAAUCUAAUGGUCUUGUGCAUCGAAGAGUUGUGGAAUCUGAGAAAUGUAUGUCGAGACCAUGGAAUGCAUCAGCUCAGGAAAUUAGAAAUCCAUGAUUGUCCAUAUCUGGAUACCCUCGCGGAGAUGACUGAAGGGAUGUACCAUCUGAGGGAGUUAAAUAUGGUGACAACCAAAAGCAUUGCAGCAAAGAUCAAGAAUUCACACUUUAUCUCCAAGAUAGCGACUGUGAGUAUCAAUCCUAUGAGCUAGAGCAGUUGGAGUUAAUUUGGAUAAUUGAUUUUUCUUCUCCGUUUGGUGGUUGUGUAUUUGUAAAUGACAUUUAGUUGCUUUGACAAUUGUGGUUUCUUCAUAUCUUGUUUGUAAUCUCUUCCUUCUUCAAAUAGAUCAUCAUUUCAAUUA